Molecule: messenger RNA, 1956 nt
Organism: Capsella rubella
Lineage: Eukaryota; Viridiplantae; Streptophyta; Magnoliopsida; Brassicales; Brassicaceae
Exons: 6
Coding region: 1-1917 (638 amino acids)
Biological process (GO): intracellular signal transduction
Source: RefSeq, a predicted model, not a curated record
AUGGAGCUAGGAAAAAUUCUCAGUGGAAAAAUUAAAUUUUGUCGUGAAAGUCGGAGAAAAUCUGAGAGAGUUAGAAACGGUAAAGGAAGCAACAAUAUCUCUUGGGAUAAUGUUUUUGUUUCUCCAUAUUCAAAUUCAAACUCUAACGGUAGCAAUCACGAUCAUCCCGCCACACUCAUUCGUAAGUCCCCGGGAGAAACUCAAAUCCCGAUGAAGGAAAUCUCGAUCCACGACGACGACGGUCCACAUCACCUGAAGAUUCUCACACCACAUCCUCUGCUCCCGAAACUCGAACCGCCACGUGGCCGUCUUGUCUCCUUAGAAGAGCUGUUGCCUCCCCCGGUGAAAUUCACCGCCGAUUUGAUGAGAUUCGUACGACAAAGCGGAGACGCGAUUUCGAAACGCCUCUCGGUUUGUGACGACGCCGUUGCCAGAUCCGACGUGACCGAGUUCAAUAUCUCCGGAGUCAAAGUCGUGGUGAAGCUGAAAAGCGAAGAAGAGAUCAGAGGUCGUGUAACAUUCUUCUCGAGAUCUAACUGCCGAGACUCCACCGCCGUCCGGUUGUUUUUCCGGGAACGAGGCUUCGAUUACUCGGAGAUCAACAUCGACGUUUAUACAGAGAGAGAGAAAGAGCUGAUCGAGAGAACAGGGAACUCUCAAGUUCCUCAGAUCUUCUUCAACGAGAAACACUUGGGAGGAUUCGUUGCGUUGAAUUCACUGAGAAACAGUGGGGAGUUCGAUCAGAGGAUCAAGGAGUUUUUGACUGAGAAAUGUCCCGCCGAUGCGCCGUUGCCGGUCAUGUACGGGUUCGACGAAGAGAGUAAUAAGGACGUUGUUGGUGAUGAGAUGAUGUGUUUCGUCAGGGUUUUGAGACAGAAGCUACCGAUUAAAGACCGUUUGAUGAAGAUGAAGAUCGUUAAGAACUGUUUCUCCGGCGGUGAGAUGAUCGAGAUACUCAUUCAUCACUUGGCUUGUCCGAGGAUCAAGGCCAUCGAGAUUGGCAAGAGGCUAGCCAAGAAACACUUUAUCCACCAUGUCUUUGGAGAAAACGAGUUUGAAGAUGGCAAUCAUUACUAUCGUUUCCUUGAGCACGAGCCAUUUAUUUCAAAAUGCUACAAUUUUAGAGGUUCCACCAACGACAUGGAGCCCCAAAGUGCAGCCGUGGUUGGGCAGAGGCUUUUCAAAAUCAUGAUUGCUAUUCUUGAGUCUUAUUCUUCCAAUGACCAUACUAGUGUUGACUACAUGAGAAUUAGCCAGAGCGAAGAAUUCAGAAGGUACUUAAAUAUGGCUCAAGACCUUCACCGUUUGAAUCUUGUGGAACUCUCAAAGGAAGAGAAGUUAGCAUUUUUCUUGAACUUGUACAACGCAAUGGUGAUCCAUGCCUUGAUUAGAAUCGGACUUCCCGAGGGAAUGAUCGCAAGAAGGUCAUUCUUUACAGAUUUUCAGUACGUUGUAGGAGGCUACUCUUAUUCCCUUAGCUCCAUCCGGAAUGACAUCCUUCGAGGCGGUCACAGACUUUCUAAUCCAUUUAUAUCCAUGAUAAACGGCAAUACACACCAUGAGCUUGGUCUUCAAAAACUGAAUCCAUUAGUACAUUUUGGGCUCUGCGAUGGGACCAAAUCAAGUCCAGUGGUGAGGUUUUUCACACCGCAAGGAGUUGAAGCUGAGCUCAAACGAGCAGCUAGAGAGUUUUUUCAAAAUGGUGGAAUUGAGAUUGCCUUGGACAAGAGGACCAUACAUCUAUCAAGAAUCAUGAAGUGGUACAAAGAGGAUUUUACUGAAGAUAAGAAAAUGUUCAAGUGGAUAAUGAGUUAUAUAGAUGCAAACAAAGCAGGUCUUUUAACCCAUCUUCUUGGUGAUGGAGGAGGUUCUGUUAACAUUGUUUACCAAGACUAUGACUGGUCUAUUAACAAUUGAAAUUAAACUUUUGAUCUAUAUUAACUACUCAUUUAAUUA